GGCAGUUAUAUGCUUAUUUCAGCAGCCAAAAACGCAGUCCAACCCAGAUGUCCAACAUAUAUCUGGCUUACACCCCAACUAUCAGCAGACUGCAGUUCAUCAACAACUGGUUUGCACUUGCAAUACUUUUGAAACUUUGAGAAAUCUAAUUGUUCUCUCUUCAACAAGAAUUUAACCCCUAGAUUUCCAUCCACCAUAAAUGGAUUCUCUCAUCUCCAACUUCAAACCCCAAAUCUUCCCGCCAUUUCUCUUUAGAAUCAAGUCACCAUGCAUUACUCAAAAUCCAACAAAAGUUCUAACACUAGCAGCAGUGGGGGCAGUGCUUCUGCUAGUAGUGGAGCAGGCGCUUCUGCUGCUGCUGCUGCUACAGGGCGUCACCCGGUUUAUAGGGGAGUAAGGCGUCGGACUAGUGGGAAAUGGGUGUCUGAAAUUAGGGAGCCGAGGAAACCCAACAGAAUCUGGCUCGGUACAUUUCCUACUGCUGAAAUGGCAGCUAUUGCUUAUGAUGUUGCGGCACUUGCCCUAAAAGGCCAAGAUGCAGAGCUUAACUUCCCCAACUCUGCUGCUUCUUUGCCUGUGCCUGCCUCAACUUCCCCACGUGAUAUCCAGGCAGCUGCAACCUCUGCAGCAGCAGCUUUAGGGGCUGCAAACGAUGCUUUAUUUGGGAAUGAGGCUAGAAACAAUCCAAUAGUGCCUGAGAAACCGAUUACAGCUGAUGAGUUCGUCGAUGAGGAUUUGAUCUUUGAUAUGCCUAAUGUUCUUGUCAAUAUGGCUGAAGGGAUGCUUCUUAGUCCUCCUCGUUUGGACAUUGCUGCUGAUCAUGAUCCCGCCUAUAACGCUGGAGAUGCUGAGAACCUUUGGAAAUUCCCUUAAUAUAAUAUCUAUAAUAAUAUUAUUAUUAGCAAUAAAAAAAACUCUCCCCAAAGGUCUCCACCAUCAAAAAUAAAAAUAGAAAAAGAUCAGUGGACACUAUUUAGUAUAUAUGAUAGUGUCUAGCAUGAACUAGACCACAAACAUGGGAAGAGUGGUUUUGAGUGGUUUUGCCUUUUUAUUGUUUGUACAGGAUUUUCUAUUUAUGGGAGUUGCUGUUGUCUCAUCUCUCUACUAUCUUAGUGCAUGUAAUGCUUCUUAGUGUCCGUAAAAUCUGCAACGGAGUUGAACCUUUAGCAAUAAAACGCUUUGAGCUUGCUUGUUCCGUCUUUGUAAUUGUUCGAAGCUGACGCAUCUUUCAUGGUAUAUCAACAUAUCAUCUCAUCCAGUGCAAGUGGUAAGAUCACAUCGAAUUCACCUGCUGGGGUUGGUUUUUUUAAUAUACCAGGUUUUGAAGCUUUUGCAGGUUUUGCCAGUGUGGCUUGAUUGGAAACAAUGAGCAGUUUGCAGCGGAAAGCUGUGGCCAAAAUAAUAAAUAUUCCGAUGAUCAUCUUCAACUUGCAAUGCUUGAACAUAGCUAGCCAUUAUAUUCCACCAACUAUCAAUGAUCUGUAACUACUAAACUAGAAGAUUGAGAUAUGAUUCUUUGCCACAACAGAGGACUUGAAUUGCCUAAUCCGACUGUGAAUGAUCUCUAAAUUUUGUGGAGAAUAUAAACAACUGAUCACUCACCUGCAAGAGCUCAUAAUAUCAUAUCCAUAUAUGAUCAAGAAUUACCUUAAUACAGCA
Durio zibethinus is the source of this 1659-nucleotide messenger RNA. The record is from RefSeq and is a predicted model, not a curated record. Lineage: Eukaryota; Viridiplantae; Streptophyta; Magnoliopsida; Malvales; Malvaceae.